AUGUCGUCUUUCGUCAAGGCCCUCGAUACUCUUCAGCGCACGUACAGCAAACAGGGAGAUGAAGACACACUAAAUACAGCAAUGCGAAGGGCCCUUCGUCAACAUGCAGCGGCUGAGCGACUUGAAUUUCGUCAAGAUAACGUGGGCAAUGUGUACAUUAAUAAACAAGGAAGAGACAGCGAUCUAGGAGGGGUUGCACUCGCGUUCCCACUCGACGAGCACAAGUCUCCGCAACUGUUUGUUGGCGCAUUUACGGUAUUCAGCCAGCUAGCAAGCCAGGAUCUACUCUGUGGACUAACAUUUAUGGGCUGCACUUCGUCGAAAGAAGGACCCAUCGGCUUGGAAAUGUGGGCGGCAUCGACUGGUGCCUCGGCGAAGUCUGCAUCGCCAUCGCCACAGUUGGGCUUGCUGAAGCAGUUUUCCAACCUCCCAAACCCGUCAGAUUUCAUCUUCUCUGCCGUAUUUCAGGUUUUCGACACGACCUCGGAAGCAUUGAAGCUGGAUGGUAGUUUCAUUCUGAUAACGCAGGCACAGAAGGCCUCUCCAGAUCUUAGUGAUGUUACGACGCAUGUACGGGAUUUCCUUAGAGCUCCACGUCUACUGAUUGAUGGUUGCAAUGCAGAAAAAAUUGCAACGGAGAGCAUUCGCGGGUAUAGCGAGUACAUAGCUGCACUGUUUGAUAACUUUGACUAA
Molecule: messenger RNA, 693 nt
Organism: Trichoderma gamsii
Lineage: Eukaryota; Fungi; Ascomycota; Sordariomycetes; Hypocreales; Hypocreaceae
Exons: 2
Coding region: 1-693 (230 amino acids)
Source: RefSeq, a predicted model, not a curated record